ACUGUGACACGUGCUCUUUACUGCAGGUUUUUGUGUAGUAUAUUACUGUGACACAGGCUAUUCACUACAGGUUCUCAUUUAGUACAUUUUUGUGACACAUAUUCUUCACUACGUAUUUUUAUGUAGCACAUUUCUGUAAUAUAUGUUCUUCUGUACGAGUUUUAAUGUAGCGUAUUUCUGUGACACAUUCUCUUCACUACAUGUUUUUACGGGGUACAUUUCUGACCCAAUGCUCUUCUUUAAAGAUUUCCAUGUAAUACAUUUUAUGAGGCACGCUCUUCACUACAGUUCUUCAUAGAGAUACCAGCCAUCAUCCCACGACAAAAUAUUGCAUUAUUUAAAAACCUGAUAUCUAGUGUAAGUGUGUGUUUGUGUUUUUGCUACUGAAAGUGCCUUUGAGAAUAGAGCUAUGGGCAGCUUGAGAAUCUGAAGAAAUCUUCUUAUCAAACAACCUUCUACAUCUAAUCCUCUUCGCACAGAACUUUGAUAAUGCCGCAGAGAAAAGGUCUACUUGCUCCACAAAAUACGUUUUUAGAUACGAUAGCAAAUCGGUUUGAUGGCACACACAGUAAUUUUGUGCUUGGGAAUGCCCAAGUGCCUGCAAUUUUUCCGAUCGUCUACUGUUCAGACGGGUUCUGUGAGUUGACAGGGUUUUCCAGAGCUCAGAUAAUGCAGAAAGGUGUUGGUUGUAGCUUCCUAUACGGAUUGGAAACCCCGGAGGACGCAAAAGAAAAGAUAGAAGAUGCCCUGAAAAACAAAGUGGAAUUAAAGUUGGAGGUGAUUCUUUACAAGAAAAAUGAAACUUCCUUUUGGUGUUUGUUGGAUAUCGUUCCCAUCAAGAACGAGAAACACGAGGUGGUUUUGUUCCUCGCUUCCCACAAGGACAUCACCAAAACGAAGAUGGCCGAGAUGGAGGAGGAAAUGUACGAUGAGGAGGAUCCGCUAGCAGGGAAUUUUUCCAUUUUCGUUCCAUUUCGUCAGACCACUGACCACAUGGCCACUCUUGACCCUGAGACUUGCAUCCCUAAUUCAAACUACCAUCGUCGCCGGAGUCGAGCAGUUUUAUAUCAGCUUUCAGGACAUUACCGCCAGGAUAAAAUAAAACCUAAGCUUAAGCUAAAUAACAAUCUUCUACGCUCCACGUCUCUACCAGAGUACAAAACAGCAGCUAUCAAGAAGUCCAAGUUCAUUCUGUCUCACUAUGGAGUUUUUAAAACUUGCUGGGAUUGGCUGAUACUCAUCGCUACUUUUUAUGUAGCCAUCAUGGUACCAUAUAGCGCUGCCUUCCGAGAUACAAACAUAAGCCCGUCUGUAAACAGGACUAUAAUUACUGACGUCAUUGUUGAAGCUCUUUUUAUUAUAGAUAUCGUCAUUAAUUUCCGCACCACCUUCGUCAACAAGAAAGGUGAGGUAGUGGCCAAGCCAAAAUCCAUCGCUAUUCAUUAUUUGCGAGGCUGGUUCCUUGUCGACUUGUUAGCCGCCAUGCCCUUCGAUCUUUUGUAUGUUGCCCAUCUUUACAAUCGGGACACGUCGAUGCAUUUAUUGAAACUGACUCGCCUUCUUCGACUAGCUCGACUUCUUCAAAAGAUGGACAGAUAUUCGCAGUACAGCGCCAUUAUCCUUACACUUCUAAUGCUGAUGUUUUCUCUGGUUUCUCAUUGGCUGGCUUGUAUAUGGUACGUCAUUGCAUUAGAAGAAAUUGAAGUCAAUCCAGUUGACUGGGACGUAGGUUGGCUUCACGAAUUGUCGGAUAAAAUCGGCGUUGAUAUUGUUAACUUUACGGACACCGCCACAGCUUACGUUACUGCCCUGUACUUCACAACGAGCAGUCUAACCAGUGUCGGCUUUGGAAAUGUUUCAGCUAACACUAACGCAGAAAAAGUAUUUUCCAUACUUACCAUGCUGAUCGGAGCUUUAAUGCAUGCUGUUGUGUUUGGAAACGUGACUGCUAUUAUCCAGCGGAUGUACUCGCGGCGAUCUCAGUACCAAACAAAACUACGGGAUCUGAAAGAUUUCUUUAGACUUCAUCAGAUUUCCAAGGAGCUGCGACAAAGAAUGUUGGAUUACUUCCAGACCACAUGGGCGCUGAAUAAUGGGAUAGAUCCAAAUGAGAUUCUCCGGGAGUUUCCUGAUGAACUACGAGGUGAUGUUUCCAUGCACCUGAACAAGGAAAUGUUGUCACUACCAAUAUUCGAGCCUGCGCCGCAGGGAUGUUUAAAACAGUUAGCACACCACAUCAAGAGUAACUUCUGUGCACCUGGAGAAUACUUGGUGCACACAGGAGACGCACUUAGCUACCUCUACCUCGUGUGUAAUGGUUCCAUGGAAGUGCUACAGAACGGCAUGGUGGUAGCCAUUUUAGGAAAAGGUGACCUAGUUGGAUGUGACAUAAUGGUGGAACUGAGCGAGGUUAUCCUAAAGUCAACCAGCGAUGUGAAAGCCUUGACCUAUUGCGAUUUGAAGAGUAUCUACAUUCCAGGUCUGAGAGAGGUUCUGAAACUUUAUCCAGAGUUUGCUGAGAGUUUCACCCACGAUAUCCUCCUCGACUUGACCUUUAACCUCAGGGAAGGAUUUGACACUGACGAAGAAGACAUGACGAACGGAACUUGUUCCUUAGCCUUGCACUCAAUAUCAGAGGAUGACGAGAAUGACAGCAGCGACGAUGCAGACCAAGUUUCACUACUCCUUUCCCCCACACUUUGUACACCAAUAAAGACGGGAGUAUCCCAUUCUUUUCAAGGAGAUGAGAUGCCUUGGGACUGCAGCUCUGAUUUUGCCUUCCAACAAACUCGAAGUUCCAUGGCUGAGCGAGCACCGCCGAAUUAUGAUAAAGUUAGACCAGUAGCAACUCAUCCUAAUAUUGGUCGGACGUUGGAGCUUUAUGAACUUCAUGAUGAGCUACAGAUUGCCAGAAACAAUUUGGGAAGGUUAGACGCACAGAUGGAGUCUCUUACCAAGAGUGUGGUAACACUAAGUGAUGACGUUCGAGUGACUCUGACUUUAGUUCGACAGCUCACUACUCACUCUAGAAGUGGUCCUCUCCACACCCAUUAUCAGGACUUCUCCCAGUACUACUAUCUUUCUAAAUCAUUAAUCCAGUCUUCAUCACAACCGACUGGAUUUUCAGUUUUUCAAUCCUCAGUCGACCAGAAAACUCGACUUCGUGUCGUCUCCAAAACGACACAGACAGACCAUUACCUACAGAACGACCUAUCUAACGAAGGAAGGAAAUACCAAGCUUCUCGUCCAAACUCCGGCUAUCCCUCCAGCUCCUCUAACGACGACAAGGUCCGUUUAUUAAUUGGAAAUGGCUUUUCUGUAACAAAGGACGAUGACGGGAGUAUAUCUGACGAUAGCGUAUUCAGGAACUCUGGAUUAAUUAAGAACAAUGGCUCGUCUUCCAAGAAUGAUGGUUUAAGUUUGGGAAUCUUCAGUAAUAACGGAGAAAAGUGGAACAGAGAACAGGUGAUUAAUGUCAAUGAAAGAUUUUCACCUCGAAGAACCCUCUCGACUGAUCUCUGAGCUAAAAGUUGACUAACAUUGAACAACUUUUGAGAAGUAUACAGUAAAUAUAUUGAAAUUUUAUAAACUGCCAAAGAGAAGAACAUGACACUUCCAUUGGUGACAAAAAAAAAAAAAAUAGCCAGCCAGAAAAAGUUUCUCCAAUUCGAGGGAAUAUACUUUCCAGUAAACUCAUA
This is a messenger RNA of Limulus polyphemus (Atlantic horseshoe crab), 3698 nucleotides long. RefSeq names its product potassium voltage-gated channel subfamily H member 8-like. The record is from RefSeq and is a predicted model, not a curated record. Gene Ontology annotation, cellular component: membrane. Lineage: Eukaryota; Metazoa; Arthropoda; Merostomata; Xiphosura; Limulidae. The coding region runs from base 490 to 3522 and encodes 1010 amino acids. The transcript has 15 exons. Gene Ontology annotation, molecular function: voltage-gated potassium channel activity. Gene Ontology annotation, biological process: potassium ion transmembrane transport; regulation of membrane potential.